Molecule: messenger RNA, 678 nt
Organism: Ophidiomyces ophidiicola
Lineage: Eukaryota; Fungi; Ascomycota; Eurotiomycetes; Onygenales; Onygenaceae
Exons: 1
Coding region: 1-678 (225 amino acids)
Source: RefSeq, a predicted model, not a curated record
AUGCCGUCCUACCUCCAGAACGCCGCCCUGAACACCAACCCGCUCCGCGCCAAGCUCUUCCGCUCCAAGUACCAACGGGCAAAGCUCCUACAUGGCAAACGCCUGCAUGAUAAAUUGCGCCGUGUAAAUCUGCUCCGCCCGAAACGCAUCCCCACCUCUGCGCCCGACACAUACCCAGCCCCGCCGCACAACCCCUACGCCAUCGGCACCGUCUUUCCCAACAUGCAAGAGGCCCGUGAGGGACUCCUGCACUACACCAUUUCCCAGAACCUCUCGUACACCGUCUCCCGAGCCGACUCGACACGGUAUAUCAUAAAAUGCCGCUGUGCUACCUGUCCGUUCAGAUUACGCGUCACGCUGAGAAAGUCGGAUAAGCAGGCGGUUGUGACCGUGUCCCGGCCGCAUGAGUGCUCGGCGGAGGUGCACAGGGGCUGGCGGUGGGCGUCGUCGGUGAAGUAUCUGGCGGCGAAACAUAAGGAGUUUUUCAAGGAUAAUGGGGGAAAGCUGCGGGUGGCAGAGCUGCGAGAGCUGGAGCUAAAGGCCGGCAAUGAUGUCAGCGAAAAGCAGGCGUGGAGGGCGCGCAAAGCAAUUGCAAAUGGAUCGAGGUCUCAAUCGACAAUUGCCAGCGGGUGCUCUUCGAGUCCGACGGGUGAUAAAACUUUAAUGGAAGAAAAGUAG